Messenger RNA from Gekko japonicus, 1439 nucleotides. RefSeq names its product dual specificity phosphatase 2 (gene DUSP2). Gene Ontology annotation, molecular function: protein tyrosine/threonine phosphatase activity; MAP kinase tyrosine/serine/threonine phosphatase activity. NCBI's taxonomy places the organism in Eukaryota, Metazoa, Chordata, Lepidosauria, Squamata, Gekkonidae. The record is from RefSeq and is a predicted model, not a curated record. Gene Ontology annotation, cellular component: cytoplasm; nucleus. The transcript is spliced from 4 exons. The coding region runs from base 107 to 1057 and encodes 316 amino acids. Gene Ontology annotation, biological process: protein dephosphorylation; negative regulation of MAPK cascade; endoderm formation.
GAGUGAGAGGGCGCCCGGUGCCAUUGCGCAAGAGCGUGCGCCUGCUGCUCCGUUUUUGUGCCGCGUCUUCUUCUUCUUCGCGGAUUCGGAUUGCCCCGCCCCAGCCAUGGUGAUCGAGGAGGUGCUGCCCCUGGAGAGUUCCAGCCUGGCCCAUCUGCUGCGAGAUCCCCAGGAAAGCGGCCGCACGCUGGUGCUGGACUGCCGGCCCUUCCUCGCUUUCUGCCAGGCGCACCUGGUGGACUCGCGGCCCGUGCAUUGGAACGGGCUGCUCCGGCGCAGGUCCCGUGGCAGGACCGGAGUUAGCCUGGAUUGGCUGGUGCCCGACAGGGCGCUGUUGGGGAGGCUCCGCAAGGGAGAACUGACCCACUUGGUGGUGCUGGACGAGGCCAGCGGCUCGGUGGCGGCGCUACGGCCGGACAGCUUGGCUAGGUUGCUCCUGAACGCGCUGCUGUUGGAAGACAGAUCUGGGACCUCGCGCAUUUACCUGCUCAAAGGUGGUUUUGAGAAUUUCCAAGCCAAUUUCCCAGAACUCUGCUCUGAGACUCCGAUGUCAACUCCUUCACCUGCUCUGAGAAGCCCUGAAGACAACAGCAAUGAAGCAAUCACUCCCCUGUAUGACCAGGGUGGGCCAGUAGAGAUUCUCCCCUUCCUGUACCUGGGCAGCUGCUAUCACUCCUCCAACAGGGAGGUUCUGGAGUCCCUGGGAAUCACUGCCGUGCUCAAUGUGUCCUCCAGCUGCCCCAACCACUUCGAAGGACAAUUUCUCUACAAGAGUAUCCCAGUGGAGGACAGCCACAUGGCUGAGAUCAGCGUUUGGUUCCAGGAAGCCAUCAGCUUCAUUGAUUCAGUCAAAAACAGUGGUGGGCGAGUGCUGGUCCACUGCCAAGCUGGCAUCUCCCGCUCCGCCACCAUCUGCCUUGCCUACUUGAUCCAGAGCCGCCGGGUGCGCCUGGAGGAAGCCUUCGACUUCGUCAAGCAGCGCCGUGGGGUCAUCUCACCCAAUUUUGGCUUCAUGGGGCAGCUUUUGCAGUUUGAGACGGAGGUGCUGUGCCAUUAGCUCCGUGGCCUCUUUAUCACCUGCAGAGCCAGUUGAUAGGAAGGGGGUGGGCAGCCCUCCUUCCAAGGACAGAGAGACUGAGAUGCCUGUUUCUGUUUACAUCCCAGGACAAUAGCACUUCUUGAUUGCACUAAAUGACGCUGGAGGAUCCCUUUGGGGAGGGGAAUCCCUUCUGCAGCCAGACAAGACUUUCUCUCUUGGUUGUUUUAAACUGCCCUGCUCUUAACCUGCUUAUUGCACAAUAAAUAUCUUGGAUAAGGGCGGUGGAGGGUGGGUUAGACAGGGUGGAGGGUGAGCCGUCCCAGUUCCUCCAUUGGUGAAUCAUUGUAAGGCCAGAACCAAUGCUCCCUCUAAGCUGUGGAGUCCUGUGAGCAGAAAUCCU